Messenger RNA from Hyaloscypha bicolor E, 384 nucleotides. RefSeq lists its product as uncharacterized. The record is from RefSeq and is a predicted model, not a curated record. The annotation marks the transcript as partial. Lineage: Eukaryota; Fungi; Ascomycota; Leotiomycetes; Helotiales; Hyaloscyphaceae. The transcript is spliced from 2 exons.
GACCCAACCUACAAAGCUGCCGACUUCAACUUAUGGCUCUGUCGUGGAAUGCAGUUCGCCGACAACAAGGCGAAUGUUCAGACAUACACGGCCGGACAGACGGUGCAUUUCGAUGUCAAGAUCAUGGUUAGGCAUACCGGGACCGCGAACAUGAGUAUCGUGGAUAUGAAGAGCAAUAAGAUCGUCAAGCAAUUGUUGUAUUGGGAUCAGUAUGCGGACGAGAAGCAGAAGACGUUGCCGGCGAAUAAUACGGCGUUUGAUGUUACGAUUCCGAGCGACUUGAAGGGUGCUUGUGCUACUGCUGGAGACUGUGUCCGUCAAUUGUGGUGGUAUGGAGUUGGCGUCAAGCAGACUUAUGAGUCGUGUGUGCACUUCACGGUUGUU